This is a messenger RNA of Ogataea angusta, 4791 nucleotides long. RefSeq lists its product as uncharacterized. The coding region runs from base 1 to 4791 and encodes 1596 amino acids. Gene Ontology annotation, biological process: DNA damage response; protein polyubiquitination. Lineage: Eukaryota; Fungi; Ascomycota; Pichiomycetes; Pichiales; Pichiaceae. Gene Ontology annotation, cellular component: nucleus. The record is from RefSeq and is a predicted model, not a curated record. The transcript has a single exon. Gene Ontology annotation, molecular function: ATP binding; ubiquitin protein ligase activity; ATP-dependent chromatin remodeler activity.
AUGCCAGGCAUGUCUGUAAUAGACUGCUGUCUUGAUGAGACUUCCUUCUUGAGAGGCCAGUCUCCUUCUCUCAUUCAAUAUUUGACCGUUAUCGACAACGAUCCAACAGUGAUUCAGAAGAAGGCAAGCUCGAAAAAACGCACCAUUGCUGAUAUACUCAAAGAGCACCAUGAGUACUACGGAAUUCAUCCGAAACAAGAAGCCGACAGCAACCGAAGAAAGAUAACUUUGCCAGAGCGUCUGAUAACACUUGCCAAUACACACCUAGUAUGUAGAUUCACAAAUGCUCACGAUGACCUGACUUUUGAUAAAUUGGCAGCGUUGUAUUGCGCUUCCAAAGAACCAAUUGAUAAUCCGCCAUUCGAAGUGAGCCUCAAGUUGCAUGGUGAAACGUUAGAGGUAUGGACUUUACCCCGCGGGAAACAGAAGUCAUUGCUGUUGUUCAAAUUGCAAGUCAGCAGCCAGUACGCACCUUUCUUGUCGGCACAGAUGAAUUUUGCAAGAAAGGCCCCGAAAAUUGACCCCAUUCGCCUUGAAAAGCCCACAUUGCGCCUCCAGGUCGUUCUUGACCACGCGAAUCGGGGCUUUUCACUCUACAUUGACAUUAAUUUCAAGUUAGAAAUCCAAGAAACGGUGGAUUACAGAUACCCCUUGGAUGCUAUCAAGAAAAUCCGCGAGCUCAGCCCGUUUAUUUUCACCCCCAUAUUGACGCCCUACCAAAAAGCUUACUCCUCCAAGCCGUUUCCAAAACCAACAGAGUCUUCAUUCUACGAUUUAAUAACCAGAAACACGGAAAAAAUGGCCUACGACAACGCAACACUGGACAUCCCUGACAUUCGCAAGACCUUGAUGAAAUUCCAGCAGCAGACAUUGUGCUGGAUGCUUCGACACGAGGGUGUCUGCUUCAAUGAGAUGUCGAAAAGAAUUGAGAGGUUGCCACCAGUUGAGUAUUCGCCUGAUGAUUCUAACACGAUCUCCGAAGCAUUGGACCAGGUAAGUUUUGGCUGGUCAUACAUGAAGAUGGUUGACUCUGAUUCAUACAUUUGGUAUAAUUCAUAUACAGGCAAUAUUGUCUCCACGGAAAUAGCCAUCGCCUAUCUGUCUCAGUAUAACCAAUUUCCAAAGAGCGCCAAAGCAUUGCUUUCCGAAGAGAUGGGCCUAGGGAAGACAGUCGAAGUGAUUUCACUCAUUUCGGUCAAUCCAAGAACACAACCUUAUGGGGAAACGAAGAUUGACAGCUUCAAUGGAGGAAGAUACAUUACAGAGGCCAAAACUACCUUAAUCAUCUGUCCGCAGUCCAUUAUCGGUCAGUGGAGACAGGAAAUUGAGGACAUAUCUACAACCCUGAAGGUUAUGAUAUACGAGGGUAUAUACAACUACGAGAGGGAAGCUGAGAAUUCAAAUACGAGACUCACGCCUUCUGAUAUGGCCGCCAAGAUUCGAGAGCAUGACAUAGUGCUCGUUUCUUAUCAUACAGUUUCGCGCGAACUACACAGGGCUAUUUUCAAGCCUGUUGCAAGACCUACACGGAAGUGUGCAAAAAGAAUAAAGCUCACACCAGGGGGCGCUGAUUCCAAGGAAAUUCCAGAAGUCAAGAUGGAACCUGACGAAGUGGAAUUUGAGGACACUCAAUACGAGAGGACGGAUUAUUCUUCGCCGCUAAUGUUAUGUGAGUUUUGGAGAGUUGUUCUUGACGAGGUGCAAAUGACUGCAAGCAUGACAGCAAAUGCCUCGAAGUUUGCCAGGAUCAUUCCCCGCGUACACUCUUGGGGUGUUUCAGGAACACUGAUAAAAAAUAAUUUGAAUGAUCUCUACUCGCUUUUAAGUUUCUUAAGACUAAGCCCCAUUGACUUAUACUCCAUUACCGGAGAAACCUCUCCGUGGCUCAGUAUAGUAUCAGAGGCUCCAUAUUUUCAAUUUCAGAGGCUUUUCAAAAAUAUCUGUCUUCGUCACACAAAAAAAAUGGUGGCAGACCAAAUCAAGCUCCCUUCGCAAAGAAGAAUUUUGCUCCGUAUGCCUUUUAGUGUCAUUGAACGUGAUAACUACGAUAACUUGUUUGCAAAUUUUCUUCGUCAAGUGGGACUCAAUGAACAAGGCGAGCCCGUAGUUGAUGACUACGAUCCAGCAAGAUACUAUACCUCAAUGCGCCACUGGCUGAUUAGACUGCGUCAGGUAUGCUGCCAUGCUCAGCUGGGAUCGAGCGCCAGCAGUAGGCGUAGGUUAGGAGGGAUAUUUUUCGGUGACGAUAAUGGGAGUGACAAAUCAGGUAUCAUUUUGGGAACGUUGGACGAUGUUCUUUCCAGUCUCAAGAAAACUACUUUUGACGAAUAUGUGUCAGGAGAAAGAAAUAUAUAUAGUUUGCAAUUGAGACGAGGAAAGAUAUACGAGUUUUUGAGACUUCCACAGAAAUCAAUGGAGAUAUUUGAGAUGAUAAUGCCCGACAUUGAGCUAAAAGUCAAAGAAUUUCAAGACUCAGGUGAAGAAAAUAAUGCCAAAUUGCGGUCGUGGUUGGAACUGCUAUAUCAAACAUAUUUCCUCUAUGCUUCCUCUCAUUAUCAGCACUAUCGGCCAAUGCGACCAAUGCCAGAUGCGUUUGACAGCAAGGGACAAGUUCCUGAUGUCGAGGAAGAUGUGCUGAAUCCCGUUGAAGAGGUCGAUUUAAAUACUCUAUCUGAAGAUGAGAGGUCACAUUACCAGAUUGAAAACGAGUAUUACAGAAAGGCGGACGAUUUACUUACACAAAUUCUUCAAGAGCCUAUUGUCAAAGUCAAUGAGGCGAUUUCCAAACUCAUCGACAAAAUCAGCACCUAUUCAAAAUACAAGUUCCCCAAUAACGCACACAAGAAGACAUAUGCCGCUGUUUUAAAGGAGUUUGAUUUGGACAUUCCAAAUGAUCUUUGGAAGGUCUGCAGUAAUGAGUCGGUGGAUUUGGGUGAAAAUUACGGUCACUCAAUGCACGCACAAAUGUACCAUGAAAGACUUUCUAAGACAAUCUCUGACCUUAAUAUACAAGGACACAUUAUCAAUGUUUGGAUCUCCAAGUUAGUGGAUUUGCUAAAGGAGCCGGUGACUAAGGACGAAGACAAUCAGAAUACGGGUGAAGAAUACGGUGCUUCUCUCAUAAAUCAAGAGCUUGCGCAUACCUAUUUAGAAGAGUUACAGCUGAUACUUGAGGACCGGGAGAACGCAAUGAUAUCUUUUGACGACUCUUCUCAGAAACGAGGGAAGAUGGUAAAGGAGAAGAUCAUUGUAAAUGUGAAUCAGCCUACGAAUUACGAUCUUCACGUUCAUUUGGACAAGAUCAGAAGAGCUGUCCUUCCUGAAGGGGCAUACAACUCAAAGUUUUGUCUGCGGACGCUCACAACAGAAGCCCAAAAUCUAGUUCUGGACUUUCAGAAAUAUGAUGAAAGGGGCAACACUUUGUCAAGUGACUACGAGUUUCUGAAGAGUCUCAGUUCAAUCAUAAAGAAAGAGUUUGAUUUGCAAAGAAAGAACAUUGUGCAUCUCCGAACAAAGCUGUUUGAAGUCCUUAAUGAUACGUUCAAUUCCAAAAUCACAUAUUUCAAAUCUUUGCAGAUAAAGUCGGACAUUGUCGCUAGGUACCUUCCUGUUAGACCUGCUAUUUCUCCUGAUAUGACUCCCUCAGAAAAGGCAGAGCAGGAUUUACGAGGUUUAGAUCUAGAGAUUCGGGCUUUGCAAGAUUCAGUGCGUGCCAGUAAAGUCAGACUGACCUACUUGAACAGUAUUAUCGACGAUUCUUUCGAGGACCACGAAGAGGAAUCCAAAAACGAAAAGUUAUGUGUUAUUUGCCGAUCGUCCAUUGUUGUAGGCACCCUAACUACCUGUGGUCAUCAAUUUUGCAAAGACUGCUUGGGAGAGUGGAUGAGACUGCACCCUACUUGCCCAAUGUGCAAAAAACGGUUGUAUUCCUCCGAUCUGUACUCAUUCACAGUGACCCGGAAAGAAUUGAAAGGAGGAAUGAUGGCUGACUCACAGGAUUCUGCAGAGUCAAAACCAAUGAGCGAGGUCAAUAGAGACCUUUCGCGACUUUACCAGUCUUUAGAUCCGACAAUGCUCAAGGAAAUCUCGUCAAUUGAACUGAAGAAAAAUUACGGCUCCAAGGUGGACAUGAUUGUUCGACAAAUAAUCUAUUUGAAACAGAUGGAGCCAGAUGUUCAAAUUCUUGUUUAUUCGCAAUGGACAGACUUUCUUAAGUUCUUGGGAAGGGCUUUGCGUCAAAACGGCAUCAGUUUUCUUUCAUCGUCAGAUGUGACUCACGGUGAACCCAAUACUAAAAAGGGAAGAAGCACUUUUGGCAGCAAGGAGAUUGACAAGUUCAAAAGAGAUCCACGAAUCACGUGUUUCCUUUUGAACGCUAAGGCGCAGGCUGCCGGGCUUACUCUCACGAAUGCGUCUCAUGUGUUCUUGUGCGAGCCGCUAGUCAAUCUACCUUUGGAGCUGCAAGCUAUCAGUAGAAUCCAUCGAAUUGGCCAAUCUCAAGAGACCAAAGUUUGGAAUUUUGUUAUUGAGAACUCCGUUGAGGAGUCUAUUGCUAUCCUCUCGACCAAAAAAAGGAUGGAACUUGUGCGCAGGAGAAGUCAUCCAGAAUCCACGAUUGAGGACUUGGACGAUGAUUUGGUGGAUGCUACGGAGCUGUCCAAGACUCUAAACGGUCUGGUCGAUAAAAAAGUCAGCGGCGGGGAGGUUGUUGCCAACGAUGAGCUAUGGGCAAGCUUCUUUGCAGCCAAAUCGGGCAAUCUGGUCGAUUCCAUUGUGGCGCAUCCAGAGUGA